Messenger RNA from Zerene cesonia (dogface butterfly), 6637 nucleotides. RefSeq lists its product as uncharacterized. The transcript is spliced from 51 exons. NCBI's taxonomy places the organism in Eukaryota, Metazoa, Arthropoda, Insecta, Lepidoptera, Pieridae. The record is from RefSeq and is a predicted model, not a curated record. The coding region runs from base 1 to 5937 and encodes 1978 amino acids.
AUGCUAGAUGCUGAUCAGCCGUUCAAGCCAGAACAGGCGUAUGAAUACUUUAUUAAUCUGAGAAAAACUAAAAAGAAAGUGCAGAAGAUGAAAGUACACGAAAUAAAGAAGGACAUAUUAGCAAUGUGUGGUGACAAGAGGUUCGUUUGGGCGCGCAAUGCCACGGUCGCUUUUGCGCGAGGCAUUCAGCAGCGAUUGUCGAAACCGGGAUCUUACGCUUUGGCAGAUGGCAUGUUACGACUGUCGAACAUAAUUCUAGAAGACAUCUGCUCCCAUAUGCACACGAAACCGCCCUCGCGACGUUGCACUCACCCUAAGGCAAAGUUCAUGAUGGAAAUGGCUGACAAGAUUGCCGUUUGGAUUGAUGAAAUUCUAUGCGAGUCAGACGAUAGAAUGUUAAUGAUGGAUUUCGACGAAGACGAAGAUGUUUUAGGAGCCGACGAAGCAGGUGACGCGGGGUUUGCUGAUGAUUUCCUUAAUAUGAUGGGAGAUGGUGGAGUCGGUGGCGGUGGUCUUCUGCAAGGACGAGAAAUGCUCGAAGCAUUUAAUAUUUUAACUGAGUCUAUGUACUCAAAGGGAGACGUUCAUUUUUUAAAACACGGAAAGUUUAGUUUAACGUAUUCAGAAGGAGCAGAUGAGCUGAAACGAGCAACAGAUUUUAAUGCAACUGAAUUUAACACGACUUUGGCCAACCAAGUCAAACAAGAUCUGACGGAGACAGUUGCACCUAGCACACCUAAUAGUAUAAAACCUUUUAUGAAGGAUAUGGUUGAAAUUUGUUCCAACUAUCUGGCUCAACACGCUGAAUACAACAAGGACAAAGGUCCCGCUUUUAGGCUCCUUGUGAAGGCAAUGAAAUCAAAAUCUAGUCAACAACUGUACGUGAAGGGAAAAGCGAAAAGAACCUAUGGAAAAGCGGCUACAGAAUUGGAGGAUGCGAAAGGCUUGGAAAGCGAUCACGAUGAUCCAAAUUUGUCGCAAGAAAUUCAUUCUGCUCUUUCAAAACUAGUUGAAGGACAAACACCACCGGACUUAAAAGAUGACAUGAAAGAAACAUUGGACAUUUGUUCAAAGUACCUGUCUCAAUGUGCUAUAGAUGAAAUUGAACGAGGUCCAGCUUUUGAUCUCCUUAUAAAAGAAUUGGAGAAAAAUGGUGCAGAACCGUUUACUCCGGAAUUCCCUCCUCUACCUACACGAUUUGCUGCAGCUUAUACUUUAAAAUCUGCGCCUGGUUUGACUAGCGUAACUCCGGAUCCCGAAACUGCACCAACUUUCAUACCAGUUUUACAUAAAGCAGUCGACGCUGCGACUCCUAAAUCAUUAAAAAGGGACAUGGAAGAAAAAGCCAUGAAAGCUCUACUAGAAAUGAUGAAAAGUAAUCCAAAGAAUGAAGUAGCGAAAAGAGCGAAUUAUACUAUGACGUACGAUAUAGGAGCAAAAGAAAUGGAAACGGCACCCCUAAUUGUGCCUUUCAUGCCAGUAAAAGAUAUCGCUGACGAAGCCAAAGAGCAUUUAAACAAAGAUAUGGAAAAGAUAACUCCACCGAAUUUAAAACUUGCUAUGAAAGCAAUGGUACAAGAUGCAGGGAGAUUUUUAUCCCAAGGCAUUGCUUUACGCAGUGGAGUUGCUGGCGAACGAUAUCCUCUCAACUUUUUGGCAGCUGUUAAGAAAUCGCUCGGAACAAGGCUAUUGUUUAAAUAUAAAGCUUUCGGUCAAACUUAUUCGGAUGGGGCUGACGUAUUGCGAUAUGCUGGUCCAUUAGAAGAGGAUCCAAAAUGUGAAAAUCUUCAGCAAGAAAUUUUAUCAGAGAUGCGCAGAGGAGUUCCUAGUACCAUGGAAGACGCUUCAAAACACUUGGCUAAAGUUGGCACUGAAAAAGGUAAGGAUCACUUUGAGACUGCUGUUUUAAUACUAAGCAAGCACAUUAUUAACGCUCAUUUAAUUCAAGGUGACGCUCUGCAAUAUUUGGUGGAUUUAAUGAAGGGACAAGGCGAUGCACCUCUUGGGGUUAUGCAAGGUUAUGAACAAAGUUACAAUGAUGGAGCUAGACGAAUCGAGUUGAGUAAAAGCUUAACUGCAGAUAAGGUUGACAAAGGAAUUUAUGAAAUGCUUAAGGAGAAGUUAACUACAUUAGUUUCAUCUAAACCUAAACCAGAAUAUGCCAAAGUAAUGCCAGCUGAUUUUGAAAAACGCCGAGUGCUGGCGGAUCUAAUGGCUAGGAAAGGUGAUGAAAUAUUUGGCCAGGCGGGAAUUUACAAAAUAACAUAUACCGAAGCCGGUGAAGAAAUUAUGAAUGCUCCCGUUGGAGUGACAACAGCAAGCGAUGAAAAGUUCAAAGGCGAACUUUUGGAGAAAGUGAAAAAUGUUAUCCCGGAGAAGAAAUUGCAGGAUCUUCUAAAGGAUCCAACAAAGGAAGGCGCGGCAUAUUUGGCUGAUAUAAUUAAAGGACGAGGUGAGGCCAUGCAGGUCAUACACGAUGGAUUAAAAAAAGGAAACGGCAAAGAUUUCUUAACUGUUGGAAAAUUUGCAAAGAAUCACGAUCAAACUGCCGAUAUGCUUUCUAGUGCAGAUCAUUUUGGCGGUCAGCAUCCUUCGCCAAUUCUCGUUGACAAAGUUUCUGCUAAGAUGAAAGAGCUACCUGUAGAAUAUCCUGAUUCUGCCAAAAGAUUCGCUACAGAUACAUCGGAUAUAGCUACACAAUAUAUUUCUGGAGUUGCUACAAAUGAGUGCGGUUUGGAUGCAAAAGCUCUUGCGGCUAUGGAUGCGACUUCAGGUACUAUCCCCACGAGUGCUAUGAAAGUACAAGAUGCGCAAGCGUCUACAACAACGCCCACAACUUCUGAAGAGGGUAAGAGAGACGCAGCACAGGAGGCGGCGAGACGACAGUCUGAUGCUGAGGAGAAACGGAGGGCCGAGGCCGCGAGGCUGAGACGGCUAGAAGCCGCUAGGAGAAGGCAAUUGGGUCUCGAUGCUGGAGAGGACCCAGAACGCGAUCAAGCGCUGCAGAUUUUGCACAAUCAAUUGAAAGCAAAAGGUGGCGAAGUGCUCUACAAGCAACCACAUACUGAACUGUCACAUUCACAGGCAUCUGAAUGGUUAUCAUUGAAGCCACCCAUGAAAGUGGAUAAGGCUGUAAAGGAAUCGGCUGACACAUCACGACUUCACAAGAAGUUUGAAAGGAAGUUAAGCACACUCGUCAGCAAAAGUACUCCACCCGACAUGUAUGAUGCUAUGCAAGAUGUUGUCAUUGAAUCUUCCCGGAUUUUAUCGGAAUAUUUCGUUACAAAAAGUUAUAAAGCACUCGUUAGAGAAGCGCUGAUAUCUGAAAUGCAAAAGCGCGGUAACGAAAUACUAAUAGAAGUUGAUGGUGCCGCGGAAACGUAUUUCUUCGCUGCACAAAGGUUGAAGAAAGCCACGUCGCUAGAAAUAAGCGAACCAUGUACCCAAGUAGCAUAUUACUUGUGUAAAAAGCUCGAAGAGAUGAUUCGGUGCCGUUCCAUGGCUAGAAAAUUAACGUCAGCAAUGAAAGAUCAUAUAAAUGAAGCUUCCAAUUACUUAUCAGCGCACGUGACUAAACCAGAUGAACACAUAGAAGCGUAUGUUGCACUUUUGAAUGAAAUGGAAACGGCCGGAGAUAGUCUUUUAAUAGAAGGAAAAAUUCCUAAAUCUUAUAAAGAUUCUGCUGCUUAUUUGCGUCAAUUAACCUCGUUUACGGAUCAAAUCAAUCGGUCUGAUGCAACCCUACAGUCUACGACGGAAGGAAAGCUAAAGGCCUUAAUGACCAACGUAACUGCUAGUGGUUACAGUCAAAAUGUUAUUGAUGGAGUAAUAACAGAAUGUACAAGAUUGCUUGUAUCAUACAUUAUGCUACAAGGUGAGAAAACAGAGGCGUUGAAGGUAUUGAUACAACAAAUGGAUUUACACAGCGGAAACGUUCUCCUUCGACAUGGAACAAUUCGAAAAACUUAUGGGGAAGGAGCAGAUUUGCUGCGUCCGAAGAAUGCAGAUCAAUUAAGUGUACCCAGUGCUGACCCGGUGGUUGUCAGGAAGAUUCAAAUAAAACUGCGCAAUAUAAUGCACCGAUGCACUCCUGAUCAGUUUUCUACUUUAAUGGAGGAUGUAAUUGAAGACGCAACAAUGUAUUUAGCCGUUCAAUUCUUGGAACCACAGAUUAUCCAAGUGUGCAAAUGUAUGAAGAAUGUAUUCGUUCAAUGUGAAUUAUGGUGUGAUGAGAUUUUACGUCGUGUUGCACAUCCGUGCUGCACAUGCUCCAGGCAUAUAUCAACUCAGGCGUUGUCAGAUUUGGCACCUGGCCAGCAGAUACACGCAAGCCCUGGAUCGUCCCGAGCACAUGCCGCUGGUAUUGAUAUAAAGAUCACGCCCUGCCCGAGAAAAAUUAGUUCAAUCCUCGGGACGAAAAACAAAACUGCAAUAUGUCCGGCGGCGAAACCGACCGAAGAAUGCGAAAGAACGACCACGGCAUCCUAUCUUUUUUACACUCCCGCCAUAUCCCAUAAGAUCCCCACUCAGACGAACCCCGUGAAGCUAUCUACACCCACGUCUGAUUCUCUACAAACACCCUUGCGUCUUUCGCUAAGUCAUGCCACGAGGUCACCAUUAUCGUCCCCGUUGCGUUUCUUUAGCGAAAUGUAUCAAGAAAAUAACGCGGCAUUACGUGAAAAUUUUUCACCGGGCCAAGUCAGACAUGAGACGGAUGAAUCUUCUCCAUCCUUUUAUACUCCGCAAAGUGCUGAUUCACGGGAUAAAGAGACGCUUCCAUUUUUUUGGCAAUCCCCGACUACAAUGUUUGCUGAAGUGCAUUCACAAAAUGCCCCAUCCCUUAAUGUGCAGCCCCUUAGUGUAUUGAAAAAAACUGAAGUACCGAAAGCAUACAAUGCAAGAGCACCAAUCGUAACUACGGAUCGAAUGGCUGAUUGGCAUGCAAUGAUGGUCAGCCUCAUGUGGAACGUACAAGCGUGGCGAGAUUGGAUUCAAGAAAAUAUUGAUCGGGCUCUUGCUUACCAACAGAAGUCUCCUCUUCCAACAGGACAACCGGAAGAAAAUUGGAUAGGCUAUCAAAGAAGGGUGGCUACAGAAGCUUUGCAAUGGAGACAAUACAAUAAAUUCAGCCGUCUCCUGACUCUGCGAUUAGCUUUGCGAUAUAGAGAUAAACAGAUUGUAUCUCCUACAAGAAACACGGUCAAGACGAAUGUUUACAUGGAAUGUCAACAAGAAAUGCUAGAUAUCAUCGAUAUGUUUAAUAAGUGGACUCAUUGGCUGACGCUCGUAGUACGUAAUAUAUAUACAAAAAAAAUAUUUCAGAUUAAGGAGACAGAUUCAUUGCAACAACAGGCUAAUACGGACGUAUCAUUGUAUGAAUUACGGUGGAACAAUUUCAAGAAAAAAGUUCAAGAAUACGCGGAAGACUGGCAAAAAUACAAUACGCACUUGAAAGUUUGCUGGGAGCAAAAGCAUAAGAAGAUUAUAUCAGAAUGGUUGCCGGCGUGGAGCCAGCCGGGGCCGGUGUGGGUGGUGAGCGCGUGCGGCGCCGUGCCCAGCGGCGCGGUGGCGGCCGGCGUGUACGAGGGGGAGGUCAUUUGGGUGGCGCGCACGCCGCACAGAUGUAAUGUACUGCCUGCUGCUCUACACCCUUCGAAGCAUUGUUGUAUACUAUACGCAGAUGGCGCUGUACACCAUUACACGAAAUAUCAGGUAAUGUGUAACGCGGAAGUGACGUGGCUCGCGUGGCGCGCGGGCGAGGUGGGCGCGCGCGCGGUGCGCAUCGCGCCCGGCGUGCACGUGGGCCGCGUGCACUACCGCGGCUCACACCUGCUCGGCGCCGUGCACGCGCCGCUCUACCGCUGCCACGUUGUCAUAUACGGACGCCCGUUUGCGUUCAAUUGUUACGAACUGCUCGUGCUAAAGGAGAACCACUAGGCACUGAUGCACUGAUAGAUUCUAACAUCGUAUUCGUUUUACUUCGACUAAUAACUUCAUAACUAUUUAAUUUUAGGGAAUGGUUUUGGAGCGACGUUUUUUACGGAUGGUUUUAGUGAUCGCUGAUAGAAUUCUUGAUAUCUAUUAUAUAUAAUUCUUGAUAUAUAUUAUUAGAUUUUUUUUAAUAACGAUUUGGAAAUGGUGACUGGGACGGGGAAUACGUUACGAAAUUACGUAGGUAAUUGUAUAUUGUGCUGUGAAAGUUUGAAUUUGGCAACAGUUUUUUGAAAAAGUUUGGUUGGCUUGGAUUUGGAUAAAUUUGAGUAUUGAAUACUUGAGAAUUUUGUUUUGUAAGAAUUUUUUAUUGAAUACUUGCAUUUGGAAUACCUGAUGCUGAAUGUAGUUUUGACCUUUGCUUACACAUUAAAUAGUACAUUUCUCUGGAUUGAAAAUGACGAGUACGUUAGGACAACGACUAUUUCGGAAUUUAAAGUGUUUGUACAAUAAAAUUGUAGUGACUAGUUAUAUAUUAUUAUAACUUAUGUAUUAUUAUUUUAUGAUGCGUGGUCGAGUCUAGUGACUUUUGUGAUCCAUUUUAUUUUAUAUGCCUAGUAGUGUUAUUCGUUUGGAAUUGUGUUUGUGGUUUUGUUAUGUAAUGUUUAUUGAAAUAUAUUUGUUAACAGUUUAAUGUAUUUUUUUA